GCCCGAUUCCGGCUGCCGCGGGGCGGAGAGAGUGGUGGGACUAGCGGUCCGCACGGCCUGGUAGCCCCUAAUUUCGGGCCCCUACAGCGCGCACCUGCCAGCCAAUCAGCUUGCAGAGCAGGCAUGUCCCCGCCCCCCGCGCACCCGCCGCCCCCCAGCUCUAACCCUAUGGCCGGGUCUCUUGACCGCACACCCCGCAGGGGUCAAGGCUGGACUGCCGAGGCUUCCUCGUUGUUGUUAUCUGGGUGUUCCAGCCUCCGUUGGAGAAACUCCACGGCUCAAAAGAUACCUCCUUCUUUAACUGAAGUGUGCAGUGAUACCUCCUCUACCUUUCACCCCAACUCACCCAUUCCAGCCCAUCCAGACUCGGGGUGAGCCCCAAGACCUCCAACUCUUGCCUACUGGCUCAAAGUGUUACUCCUCUUGGGGGCAUUUGUAUUUUAAGAUGGGUCAGGGAGAGGGUGAUGAAUUUCUACUGGUAAAUGGUUAGGCCUUGUAGUCGACGGCUAAGAGAAGAUAAUGGGCGGGGGGAGGGACCAGGACUCUUAGUAUCCACUGAAACACACUCAGAGACAAUACCUCCCUAUGCAGCAAGCCUCAGAGGCCUGGGAAAAUACUAAGGGAAGAGCUCAGAGCAGAUACCAGGCACUGUGCCUGUAUCAUCUCGAUUCAUCCUCAUUCACAGCAACUCUGGAAAGCAAGUAUUUUUCACAUUUUGCAGACAAGGACACUAAAGCACACAGGUGGGGUGACUUGCCCACAGUCACCCAGCUAGUAUUUGGGAUUCCAUGUCUCACAGCUCUAGGCCUUAUGGAGGAUGCUACUUGGGGAUCUGGGCAUGUCUGUUUCUAGAUCUCAUAUUUGUCCUCAAGGCAGCCUCCACAGGUGGGCAGAAGGCUUGGAGGACCCAGGUCAGGCUCUAGAAGGAGAGGGGAAGUGAGGUGUCCUCUCCCAGCUCAGAAACCUUCUCAGCAGUGGGGGAGGGUAGUGGAGGAACUCUGUUCCUCACUCCAUUUGUCCUCAGAGGGGCCGUAGGGUCAGUGGCCCUGUCUCCUGCCCCCCUUCUUCCCCCGGGGCAACAUUUAACCCUCCACCAACCAUGUGUGAUGCUGCCUGCCCCCACGCAUUCUCCUCAGAGUUGUCUGAGGCACAGAGAGGACCGCGGCUGAUUAUGGAGAGCGGAGGUCCACCGGCCACAUGGCAUGGGCUGCCGCUGCUGCUGCUACUGCUGCCUCCCAGCCAUGAAGGAUGAGCCGUGAGACAUACUCUCCCCAGACAGAGGACUCAGGACCGGCCUGCUCUGCACCUCAGCAAUGGCCCUGGACAAGAACUUGUAACCAUCAUGACCUUUAACCUCACCAAGAUCAUAAAAACCUCCUCCUCCUUUGAGUUUCGGACCUGGGAUCCAGAGGGAGUGAUUUUUUAUGGUGAUACCAAUCCAGAGGAUGACUGGUUUGUGCUGGGACUUCGGGAUGGGAGGCCUGAGAUCCAGCUUCAUAAUCACUGGGCCCAACUUACAGUGCGUGCUGGACCCCGGCUGGACGAUGGGAGGUGGCACCAGAUGGAAGUGAAGAUCCAUGCGGAUUCUGUGAUGCUAGGGCUGGAUGGGGAGGAGGUGCUGCAUCUGAGACAGGUCUCUGGGCCACUGGCGCACAAACCCCAGCCCAUCGUGAAGAUUGUUCUGGGGGUGCUGCUCUUCCCUGCCUCCAAACUCUGGUUGCGGCUGGUCCCUGCCCUGGAUGGCUGCCUGCGCCGGGAAGACUGGCUGGACCAGCAGGCCCAGACCUCAGCAUCUGUCCCCACUAGUCUCAGAAGCUGUGCUGUAGAGUCUCAACCUGGGAUAUUCUUCCCGCCAGGGACUGGUGCAGAAUUCAGUCUCGAAGACAUUCCCUGGCCUCAUGUAGAGCCCUGGGCCUUCUCCUUGGACCUGGGACUCCAGCUAGCAGCAGGCUCAGGCCACCUCCUUGCCCUUGGGACCCCAGAAAACCCUUUCUGGCUCAGCCUCCACCUCCAAGAUCAAAAAGUGGUGCUGUCUUCUGUGUCAGGGCCAGGGCUGGAUCUGCCCCUCAUCUUGGGGAUCACUCUUCAGCUGAAGCUGACUGUGUCCAAGGUGGUUUUGAGCCAGGGGACAAAGAAGGAGAUCCUUGCUCUGCCUCCCAUGGGCCCUGCCCCCCUCCUCAACCUCUGGGCCGAAACACAGGGGCGUCUCUUCCUGGAGGCUUUGCCAGGAGAGGCCUCUUCUGCAUCCUUUUGCUUGGAUGGCCUUCGGGCACAAGGCCAGAGGCUGGACAUGGACCGGGCCCUGAGCAGAAGCCAGGACAUCUGGACUCACAGCUGCCCCCAGAGCCCAGGCAAUGGCACCGACACUACCAUUACAUCCCCACCUAAGAACCUCCUUUGAAUGUCACUCAUUCAUUUAUUUAACAAAUAUUUACUGUGCAUCUGCAAUGUACCAGGCACUGUGCUGAGCAUCGGGUUGCACUGAUGAGCAAAACUUACCCUGCUUCGGGACUUCCCUAGUGCAGGUGGUUAAGACUCCGAGCUCCCAACGCAGGGGGCCUGGAUUCGAUCCUGGUCGGGGAACUGAGAUCCUGCAUGCCGCACAUGGCGGCCCAAACAAAGCAAAACAAAAAACUAACCCUGCUUCCUGCCCUCUCUGUGCUUGUGGUCCCCUGGGGGAGGCAGGCAUCCAUCAAAGACUAACAAGUGAGUGGAUAAUUGGAAACUCUGAUAUACGCCAUAAAGGAGCAGUCAGGGAACUGAGAAAGCUCGAAGGCCAGUGGCCUUGACCUAGGCUGGGGAUGGAGGAGGGAUUCCUGAGGAAGUGGUGACUUCUUAGGCUGAGAUCCCAGCAACAGCACCCACAGACCCACAGACACACACACCCCAGUUGCGAGUCACUUCCUGGGAGCCAGCAGCCCACCUCCUUCCCCAGCAGCUGCAGCCCCGGGGCUUUAGCUUUGUCCCUCUGGGGCUGGUCCCCAGAAAUCGGGAGGGAAGGGAAGAGAUGGGAUUUUGUUGUCCUUUAGACAGGCCACUGCUAUCCAAGAAAGGAGCAGCAGGGGGCGUGAGUGGGUCAUAGAGAGAUGGAGGCCUUUGGGAAAAGGGGUGGAGGCAGCAGGGAGAAAGAAAAGGGGGGGAGAGCAGAGGGAGAAGGCUGCCUCUAUCUCUCCUCAUCUCGGCCCACUAA
Messenger RNA from Orcinus orca (killer whale), 3190 nucleotides. It is a transcript of the gene SHBG, whose product is annotated as sex hormone binding globulin. Lineage: Eukaryota; Metazoa; Chordata; Mammalia; Artiodactyla; Delphinidae. The record is from RefSeq and is a predicted model, not a curated record. The transcript has 8 exons. Gene Ontology annotation, molecular function: steroid binding.